AUGAAUUAAUUGGCUCUCGAUAAAGUGAAACAAUUCGAAAGUAACUCUGGUCUGAAUUCUCCUUUAAGUAUGACUUUCAGAUUGUCAACUACUUUAAGAUAUCAUGGUCGAUAAAUGAAAAGAUAAAAAUCAAGAAGUUAAUAAAAGCCUUUUGUUUUACAUUAGAAAACAAUAAAAGGUCCAUUUAGAAGGAAAAGCUGUUAUUGUGAUGAAUGUGGAUAAUUGGGAACAUUUUAAUAUAAAUGCAUGAACAUAAAGGGGCCUAGGCCAUAUCGAAAAGCAAUUCUUACAAGAAGAGCAUCUAACUAACAUAUGUAUAUUUGUUAUAUUAGAUUGAUUAGAUAAUCAGCUUAACCAAAAUCAGUUUAACGAAUAAAGCAAGCAUUAAAAAAAAUGAAGACUUAUGAUGAAAGUAAAAUAAAUGCAAUGCAGGAUAGUAAUAAAAAUCCAUAGACUUUAUAAGUUAUAUAAGAAUAAAUGACAAAAUUGCAUUCAUAUUUCUCAAGACAAUAAUAAUAACAAAUAAAAGUAUAUUAAUUAGCAUAAUAUACUCCAAAUUGUUCUCCAAAACAUUCAAAAACGCCUAGAAAUUUACCUUACUUAUCGCCUUAUGUAACACUGAGGAAAAUAGAUUCAUAAUUGCUAAAACCAUUAAAGCCAGCUUAAUUAAUUUAAUAGAGAUCAUAACUAUUGACUAUGCAUAGAACAAAAUAUCAUUAGAAAACAUUGUCAACUGUUAGUCCACUUUGA
Messenger RNA from Paramecium pentaurelia, 750 nucleotides. NCBI's taxonomy places the organism in Eukaryota, Ciliophora, Oligohymenophorea, Peniculida, Parameciidae. The record is from the annotation of a GenBank genome assembly.